GCUAAAUUGUUUUAAACGUCGCUGAAUUAACAGCACUGGCAAAAGGAAAACUUUCGUUUUCCGACACAAAAAAUUACUAAAAUAGUGAAAAUUUGUAUAGAUUUUUUCAUUUUACUGCAAAUAAAAACAAUUAAAUAUACAAAAUAUUAGCAUAAUAACUCGGAGUGUUCAAUUUAGAAGGCGUCAAGCACGCUAAAAUUGUGAAAAAAAGAGGGUGCGGCUAAAUACGCCACAUUAAAUUAAGAAAAAACAAUUUUGAUUGUUGAAAAAAAAUUUGUGUUCACUGAAAAAAGAUUUUUUACGUCGUCGUCGUCUUCAUGGACUGCUGCUGCUACUGCGGUUGUUGUAGGAAGAAAGACGACGCCACAGUGUAAGAGACUCGCACAAAAAAGGACAGCCAAGAAAUAUUUUCCAACGCAAGAUAAAAACUAUUAUGGAUCACAAGAAGUCGCCAGUAAGAAGAAAGCGACAAUCGAAAGUCAUUGAAGAAAAUUUCUGGGACUGCAGUGUUUGUACGUACAGGAACUCGGCCGAGGCAUUUAAAUGUCGCAUGUGUGACGUACGUAAAGCAAAAGUGAUAAAGAAGGCGGCAUUUGGGGGUGGUACUUCUACACGUAAACCACGCCUUAAUUCAGCGCUCGUCGCCCAACAAGCUGCCACAUUACCCGGUGCAUCUGGAGCCAUGCCAAACGGCAAUAAAUCCGCAUCCGGCUCACGCCACAGUAGCUCCGGCCACGAUAAACACAAGCAUAAAAAAUAUCCAGCCCGCUUGAAAAAUGUUGAUCGGUCAACGGCCCAAACAAGAGAAGUCACCGUCAAUUCAGUGACCGUAUUCAUUACGGAAUACAAGCCAAAACCUGUGGGCAGUAGAAGAGAAUCAAGCGAGCAAAGUUUUAGUGAAAGUAAUGAUUCUCGAAGUUAAAUUUUUGUUUCUUUAUAAGAUAAAAUUCAAUAUCAAAAUAAAAAUAAUAACAGAGCAGAGCAAAUGAUUACAUAGAAAACAACAGCCACACACAAACACACACUUUACUACCACGACUCCCCCCAAAAAAAUAAUAAAACAAAACAACAAAGGAUUAAACAGAAAUAUGAAUGAAAAUUAAACAUAAUAAAAAGUAAAUAAUAUAUUAUUCACUACAAACUCUCUAAUGCCGUCAUUAUCAUCAUCAAAACAACAUGUAUCUUCAUGUAUCAUUAUUAUAUCAUCAAUUUUAAGGGAUUCCAAGGUAAGAGCCAGAGACAAACAUUGAGAUGUGUUGUCUAUCUAAGGAGAAUGUUAAUAGUUUAUCUUUUAUUUUUUAUUAUUAUUAUCUAAUUAUUAUUAAUAACAAUUAUUUUAAUUUAGGCAAGUUUAUUAUAGAUUUUUAAUAAUAUUAAGUAUGUUUAAGAGAUUAACUUCACUAAAUACAUAUUAUUAUUUAGAACUAAAUUGUUUAAAAUUUUUAUUUGGUUAAACAGCAACAGUGUAUUUAAGACUUUAGGAUAGUAAUAAUAACUGUUCUAUUGGCUCAGAUUUUUUAUGCGCCGUAAGCUAUCAAGUCGGUCCCAGUAUAUCAUUCUGAUACAAAUGGGAAUUAUUACCGUAUUUUGCUUGUUUAAAGAGAUAUCUACAAUUUCUCUCAAAAUAAAAAGGUUUUCAGUUAUUAAAUUGAAUUCAAAAUUUGAGACUACUCCGAACACGCCUGUAAAGAGUGCUCUUCCAAGGACUAAGACUGGUCCAAAACUAAUCCAAAUAUAUGGAAAUAUUAACUUCAUUUAACAUUGGGAUGUCCUAGGUGAGGACCACGUAAUAAAUAUUAAUUACAUGGGACUAAUCCCAAAACUAAUCUCUUGCUAAAAUUAUGACAGUACAUGAUUCGCAACAUGGUCAUAUGUAAUGUAGGUUAUGAAUCACGUUGUUUUCCAAAAAAAUAAAUAUAAUCCAUGCCUGCAUUACAUAGGACUACAAAACGGAUCAUGUACUCCAAUAAUGUUGCAUUAGUUAUACCCAUGAAUUCAGUACCCAAUUAGAUUUCUAAUCUGGAAUCAAACGAUUCCCAAUUCACAGGGAAGAACUUUCAUAUUAUUCAAAUAUUUAUCUAAAUAACUAUGAAUAAUAUUUAUAGUAAAUCAAAAAGUUCUAUUAUUGAGAUCAUUUCGAAAUGAAAUAAAUUAAUUAAUAAUUAAUUCCUAAAACUGUUAAAAACACUCGUUGUAAGCUGUUUAACUAAAUAAAAAUUUAUCAAAUAAAUUUGUGUAUAAUUUGAAAAUGUUGUAAAAAUGCAAAAAUAAUAAAUUUCAAAAAUAUUAAAGAAAUAUUCUAUGUAAAAAGCUUAAGAUAAUAAAUUAUAAAGCAAAAUUAACAAAAAACCAUAUUUUUAUUCAAAAUUUUAUUAAGUUUUUAUUUUCAAAAAAACGAACUAAACAAAAAUUUUUAAAAUUUGUGAAACUUGUAUAUUUUUUUUCAAAAUAUUGUUGUAAAUAGUAUAUUAUUAGUGUAAAAUUUUAUAAUAAUUUAUUAUAAUUUAAACAUUUAUAAAAAAAACACCGUGUCAAACAUUAAAAUAAUUUCGUAGUUUUUUAAAUAAUUUCUUAAAACAGAAAAAAGGAGAUUUUUAAAGAUCUUAGCAAGCAAAAAGUUAAAUUGUUAUUUUAUGGUUAAAAAAAUGAUUUUAAAUUUUAACUAGUUCGGCUAAGAUUGAAAGCUAAAUACUGAUAUUAAUCUAAUCUUGAACGAAUAAUGGGCAAAAUCGUUUUAAGAGUUGUGCAAUGCUAACGAAUACUUCCAUACACAUAUUAAUACAGUUUUGUUUUAUUCGAAAUUGCAAGAAAGAAGAAUUUGGUCUCAAAUUAAACUUAAAUUAUAUUUCCCUGUAUCCGUUUGAUUUAAAGAAUAUUUUAAUAAAUUUAAAAAAUUUUCGAAAAGAAAAAGAAUUUUCGAAAAGUUUUUAAAAGUCUUUAUAAAUUUAAAAAUUACACAGAGACCAAAGGAUUGAUCUCCAAAAUAAAUUCAAAAUUUCUCCAUCACACCAUAUUUUCCAGAUAUUGUGUCCUAAAGUUUGAACUAACCCGUUUUUCAGUAGUUUUCAAAAUAAAUGUUAUCUUCUACGAGAUAACAUAUUCAUUGAGCUGAUUCAAGGCAGCUCAAUCCUAUAAAUUGGUCUCUAGGUUUUGAAAUUUUUUUUUAAUUUUUUAAAGAAUUUAAUUUGUAAACAUCUUUGAGAAUUAUCGAGAUCUUUUAAAAUCUUCUUGACAAGUCGAAAUCUUAAUCCCAUAAUUAAAAAAGCAGUUUAUUAAAAACAAGUAAAAAUUUUAUAAAAAGAAAGACUGAUUAUAUGCAAAAUCAACAACAACAA
Molecule: messenger RNA, 3335 nt
Organism: Lucilia sericata (common green bottle fly)
Lineage: Eukaryota; Metazoa; Arthropoda; Insecta; Diptera; Calliphoridae
Gene: RYBP
Product: YY1-associated factor 2
Exons: 3
Coding region: 434-922 (162 amino acids)
Biological process (GO): positive regulation of DNA-templated transcription
Cellular component (GO): nucleus
Molecular function (GO): transcription coregulator activity; DNA binding
Source: RefSeq, a predicted model, not a curated record